Teleopsis dalmanni is the source of this 637-nucleotide messenger RNA. Its product is annotated as MIP18 family protein galla-2. The transcript has 2 exons. NCBI's taxonomy places the organism in Eukaryota, Metazoa, Arthropoda, Insecta, Diptera, Diopsidae. The record is from RefSeq and is a predicted model, not a curated record. Bases 99 to 569 code for a protein of 156 amino acids. Gene Ontology annotation, biological process: iron-sulfur cluster assembly. Gene Ontology annotation, cellular component: cytosolic [4Fe-4S] assembly targeting complex.
UCCAAAGUCAGCUGUUUUUAUUCAUUAAACAAAAAAUUAUAAAUACUUGACAAAAUUCAGUACAUUGAAGCAGAAGUUAUUUCAUAAUAGCGCAAAAUAUGCCGACGGAAAUAGAAAAUAUUAAUCCCAAUGUAUAUGGAAAAUGCAAAGAACGCAUAAUUACAGAAAAUGAGGAAGAUGAAAAUGUUGUUGAUCCAUUCGAUGCACGUGAAAUAUUUGAUCUUAUACGCAACAUUAAUGAUCCAGAACAUCCAUUGACAUUGGAACAAUUACAUGUCGUACAAGAGGAUUUAAUAAACGUACAAGAUAAAAAUAAUGAAGUGCAUGUAAAUUUUACACCAACCAUACCACAUUGCUCCAUGGCUACAUUAAUUGGUUUGUCCAUACGCGUUAAACUCCUCCGAUCAUUGCCUGCAAGAUUUAAGGUAACUGUAGAGAUAACACCAGGUACACAUGCCUCCGAGCAAGCCGUCAACAAGCAGUUGGCAGACAAGGAACGUGUAGCAGCGGCACUAGAAAACAAGCAUCUUACCGAAGUGAUCAAUCAGUGCAUAUCAAUGAAGGCAUAAGAGUUGAAAAAUGUGAGAAACAAUAUUUUAGUUAUAACUACAAUAAUAAACAAUAUAGUUUUAUCGUC